UUCAUCAGCGAAAGCUAUGGCAUGAACUGACUCUCAAGCUGGAACAGUUUCUCGACUCUCGCGUGGCUAAGAUAAAAGCUUGUUGAAGACCUUACCUGUGUUUGGAUCCUUCCUUUGGUGGAAUGUAUCGCCGUUCGCUGACUCCUACGCCUUCGGUUCUUGGAUACGCACAAGGGGAGGAGGGGCGAAUGCAGAGACACAGAUGUCGAAGAAAGAGUACCGCUUUUGCAGCGUGUGCCGCCUUAAUCAUAAUCAAGGUCGGCAGCAUGUCUACACUAAUCGGCAUCGCAAAAAUCUUGACAGUGCAUUAAGUAAAGCCCUCGUUAAGGUAGAGUAUGUGAGAUGCCUGUUGGAAUCAUCGCCGUUAUCAUCAUCGGCCGAACGUGUGAACCAAUCAACCGCUGGUAAAGGCCAAUCAACAGCUGUUGACGAUGAUGAUGACGAUGAUGAUGAUUACACGGCGGCGAAGCGAAAGCACGGAGGAGGAGGAAUCAAAGACGAAGCCAAAAAGGGGGGGGGAGCAGAGGCAACGACGGCGUGGGGAAGAGGGUACAAGUGGUGGUGUGUGUUUUGCGCUGAGGAGAUAGAUGAUAGCAGCAACAACAGCAGCAGCACGACGAGAACCGCCACGUCCAGCGCAAAAAAUUCCCGGGAAAAUGUCGACACGCGGGAACAUCAGGCUGCUGACGUCCGGAAAUGGCACCAAGCACCCGGGGAGUUGUCGAUCAGCCACCGGGCGAACACGGCCACCUCCAGCGCGAAAAAUUCCCGGGAAAAUGUCGAUGCGCGGGAACAUCAGGGUGCUGCCGUCUGGAAAUGGCGCCAAGUUCCCGGGGAGCUGUCCAUCCGCCACGUGGCGAGCGGGGAGCACUUCGAGAACGUGAAGAAGUUCUGGGAUGAGCAUGGCGUGGAGGUGAGGAAAAGGCGGCAAUACGUUAUUUCUCCGCAGGAGCUUAGCGCAUGGGAGAAGAGGCAGGAGAGAGGGGGGAGCAGCGUCGAACAAGGCAGUGCACAGGAGGAAGUACUGGCUCCUCCUAGAGAUGGGCAGCUCUCGAGCCGGCCAGGGAGGAGGGAGGAGGAGGUGGAUUAUGCCGCUCCUGCUGACGAUGGGUACGGGCGUAUCGCUGAGAGCGAGUUGGGAACAUCUUACAGAGAAACAGGGGGGUUGCUGUCGGAGAAUGUCGGGGCUUGUACUAGUAGCGUGAUAGCGAAGAAAGGUGGAUGGGUGGCUGGUGUAGCAGCAGCAGCAGGAGGAGGAGGAGGAGGAGGAGGAGGAGGAGGAGGAGGAGAAGGUAGUGGAGUUGGUCUGGGAGGACAUGGAGAAGCGGGGGAAGUUGUUGGAAUGAGUUUAGGAAGGGAAGACAUGUAUGUGGUGCAUAAUGAGGGACAGAUUCGACCAGGGGGCGCAAAGAAGAUUGAGCAGCCCAAGCAAUUCAAGACGAUCAUCAGUCCUAGGGGCAUUCUCCAGAACCCGACUGGCUGGCAUGAUGGGAUGCGGGUGUGGGGAGGGGGUAUUGUGAAGCUAAGGAGGGCGGAGAACCGUCUUCCAUGGCCAAUUGACCUCGAAGACGAGCAAUCGGACAUGGAGGGGGGGGGGGAAUUAUUGCCUCUGAUGGGCGCCACAGCUGUCUCCGCUCAACACGGGAGUCUGGCACAGGUUAGUGGUCGGCGGGGAGGAGAGAAGGAGAAGGAGGAGGUAGAAGCGAAUGUGCACACGGGUGCUCCUCCGCCGUGGAUCUAUCCUCGAGAGAUCGAGGAGGAGAAGAAAUUGUCCCGCACGCAGAAAAAAAGAAGAAAGUUUUUGCGUAAUCCGAAUAGAGUCGGAGCUGCGUGGGCUGAGAGGAGAUUGGCAGAAAUGUCUGCGGCAAGGGCGAAGGCGGCGCAGCGGACGGAGGAAAUGAACGAUGCUGGGGAGGAGGAGGAGGGAGGAGGAGGAGAAAGGGAGGAGGAGGAGGAGGAGGAGAGGAAGCAGGCCGGCAGUGGAGGUGAUAACUGGUUCCCAAGGUAUGGUAGAGUUUGGCAGAGUGGUCCCCGCAAGGAGACGAUGCGGGAGUUCGAGUGGGAGCUGCGCGCCGAGCGCCGAAGAACCGCCAACGAAGAGAACAGGAGGAAGGAGAAGGAGAAGGAGGUCGCCCUCCGACCGUACGUUAGCAAACGCCCGAAGACGUGAUUUUUUGGGCGUCAGGGGCGAGCGCGCGUAUUCGUCGUCGAUUCCCGCCAUUUUUGAAACGGUUGGAGUAUUCUGUCUUCUGCUUAAACCCGGUGGAAUAUUUGUAACAUCGACCUUCUUGGUAAGGUCUUACAUUGACAACGUCAGAAGAUGUUUGAUGUUUCCGUCGGUGCAGUGCUGGUGCCAUGAUAGGACUCCACACAUUGCUUUUGCGAGGAGGAAUUAGUCCCUUGAAAGUGUUCAGAUAGGCCGUGCCGGGCCUAAGUGAAGACGGGCCUGCAAAUGUGCACCGGUGGCCCUGAUGGGGCCCCCACAGCAAGCAUAUGUGCCCGCCCUAAGUGAAGGCGGGCCCCCAUCUGUCGAUGAGGGCCUUGUUCGUCAAUUGUGCAAAGUCUUGGUGCGCGCCAGUCAGUUGCCCCGCACCAGUUGGUUACGUCCUCAACAGUUGUGGAAAUCAGAACUACCCGUGAGCCUUCCGGGUUCUUCCGGAAGGCUGGGACUGUGGGAACUUACAUGCGGGCCUUGAAAUCCACAUCAGGCCCAUUUUUGCCAUAUCUGCAUUUGGGGCCCAGACAGUUAUGACACGCCAGUUGGUUAUAUAAGCGCAGAUCACGGGCAACAAUAUCUUGUUUCAGCCGUCUAGGCCCUUCCUGGAAGAAUGUGGAAGCAGGCCUGGAGCCGGUCAGAAAACAGGGAACAGUACGAAGCACGACUGGCAGUUGGGCAUGUGUAACGGAAUGAGGUCCUGGGAAAAAUUCGUGCGGGGCUCAGCCCCAGCUACUUGGGGCCUACCGGAAGCUUCGGGGCACAGGACGAGGCAGGCCAGGCAGCUCAUGAGUAGCAGCCACUUUCCAGAAAGGAAAGUGCCUGCCUGCUGGCAGGGAGGCGGGCACUAGGCAGUGCAUGCGGAAGUCCUGCUGGAGCGUGCGCUGGCAGGCUGUGCGUUGUGCACUAGCGCUAGGUGCUAGGCAGUGCGUGCGGGCGCUGGAAGAAUACAGGGGGCUGCUGAGGGCAGCGCCAUAACCAGCCCUACGUAGCCAGGGCUUGGCUUGGAUAGCAAGUGGAGGUGGUGGUGGUCUUCGUGUAUGGGGAGGAGUACAUGGGUAGAGAACAGGAGGGGGGAGAGAGAGAGAGAUGAGGAUGAUGAUGUGAGGGCAUGUACCUGGUCUUGGCGAUGGGCCACAGGGUCGACAUCUUCAUGUACUUCAGUUGUUGCUGCUGACAUCAACAGGUUGCAUUGUCAAUUCGUAGGCUGGUAGUAGCUGUGUGAUUGUAGUCUGGGCGCUGAGCGCCAAGGAGGAAGGGUUCUGGAUACAUAUGUUGGUGGUGGCGAGAGAAUGCUCUCAUCGACAUUCGGAUUCGGUGCUUUUGUUCUCCGUUGGUGUAAUAUCAACGCAUUUCUGCGUUCUGGUCAGCGUUGGACUUUCUGGCUUUCAAGUUUCAAUGUGAUUUUGCAUUCUGGAUUUCUGUCAUUUCACUAACGCUCAUUUUCCUUGCACCUUAAUGUGGACUCCACCAAUG
Molecule: messenger RNA, 3691 nt
Organism: Chara braunii
Lineage: Eukaryota; Viridiplantae; Streptophyta; Charophyceae; Charales; Characeae
Source: the annotation of a GenBank genome assembly